CCAGUUUACAAGAUGGCGGACACAAACAAACGUCUUCCAUCCGACUGGCACGACGAUGAUCGCAUGAAUUUUAUGUUUUCAGCAUUCCCAGAACACAGACAUGUCAAUCCUAAACACUGGGAUAGUAAGCUUCAAUUCUGGCGAAAAUUAAUCUUAGAAAACUGCGAUCACAAUCACGAACUUUGUGUGGACUUUGAAACUUUGCGAAGAAGAUUCACAAGAAAUGGUUUAGUUCCUUUAGGACUUGAAACUGUCUUGGAAGAAAUGCUAAAGACAGGAGACUUACACACGCUUGAUAGUUUUAUGAAAGGACUGAAUAAUACUUGGUUUUCUUGGGGUUUUGAUAUUGCUAAGAAAUCAUUUUCAUGGACAGUUGGAAAGUUGUUGUGGGGAAACGAUACAAAAGCAAAAAUGGAAGGGACGGAAUUGUUUAUUAUAACCGAAGUUUUAAAGAACAAGUCUCAGUCAUUACUAAAAAUGCACCGUGAAAGUGUGGAAUAUGAAGCGACAGACCAUAUAAUCCCUUGGAAUGUUCUGAAGGCUAGAUGUAAUAGAGGAGGGCUGAAACUGGCUGAUGGAGAUUUGGAUUUGGUUAUUUGUUACCUUCAAAAGGAGAGGAAGGUUACAGCACAUGUAACAAAUGAAGGAGAAAAGGUUAUCAAGUUUGUAGGUAAAGAUGAGAGUACCGUAAGCACUGUGAGUGAGAAAGACCUUGGAAUAUUAAGGAUUAAGAAAACCAUGGCGUCAUUGACAUUAGAAAUAAACAAGUUGGAGAAAACCAGCGAAAGUUGCAAGCAGAAGGCUAAAGAGUUUUCGAGUAAAGGGCUUAGAAAAUCAGCACUUACAGUACUCAAGAAAAAGGCAAGUAUUCAGAAGACCUUGGAUAAAAUGCAUGGAAGUCUACAUACAUUGGAAGAGUUGCUGCACAGAAUACAACAAGCAAAUACUGACAAAAUGAUCAUUGAUACUCUCAAGUCAGGUUCCAUUGCUCUUAAGACAAUACAAGAAGACCUCAGGGCAGAGGAUGUGGAUAAAGUGAUGCUUGACUUAGAACAGACUCUUGAUGAUGCAGAGGACAUUAAACAAGCCAUUGCACAAGGAAACCAGGCCAUAAGUGAUCGAAAUGAGGAUGAAAAUUUAGAAGCUUUGGAGAAAGAGCUCGCAGCACUCUCCCUUAAAACAGAUGGGAACAAUUUAUCAACAAACAAUGAAAAGAUAUCAACGGCAGAAGAAAUGGCACCCUCUUCAAAAGUCCCGGGAGACACGAAAUUAUUGAGGUUCCCCGAACCACCAAGUCACAGCCCGUCGAAAACAGACCAACCUUUUGAAAGCAAAGAAAAACGAAGAGAAGCGCUCAAGAUAUAGAGAAGGAUUCUUGAGAAAGCUCUAUUGGGUUCGGUAGUUUUGAUUUUAGCCCAGCGCAUAAUUAAAGCUACAAGAUCUGAGGUUCCUUGGUCGUGAUUUUUUGAUUCUUGCAAAUAAUAAUAAUAAUAAUAAUAUAUUCUUAAAAGCGCAUAUAACUCUGAGAGUCUCUGCUCUUUGUGAUAGUUUUUUAAGACCUAUACAAAUGCAAACUAAUCUAUCUAUCUAUCUAUCUAGGUAAAAUAAAAUGCAUUAUCCUUAGGAUAUUAGGAAUAACUCAAUGCUUAGAUAGUAUUCCGCUGUUACGCACUGAUCUUUAAGAAGUGUACUGCACAAGAGUUAAAUACUCUAACAUCUCACUGUCUGGGACGCAAGGACAUUUAGAGCAAGUGUAAUUAUUCAGAGACUGUCCAGCUAAUGAACUUAUGAUUGUCGCUCGAUGUUUUAAUAUAAUAGGCAGAUUAAGAUUCCCGUUUUUUCUUCCCGCAAACGGCAAACAUGACCACGUUUUCAUCGUUUCCCUACAUUCCACUUAACCUUUUGCAAACCUUCCCGACAAAGACACAUAUUCGUAUAGUUUUUAUCUACUACUUGGAGAUCAUUGCGAUUCCUUUUCACUAAUUUUAUAGAAUUUUUUAAUGGUCAACUGACGUUUCACGUUUGCCGUAAACGAGAAGCUUAACCUAUCUAAUGCUAAAGAAGACACUCGAUGUAGGUUACAGGCAGACAUGCGCAGUUACCAUAUAAAUUAAGUGUUAUAAAAAAACUAUUUGGGUUGCCUGUGGUAUUUCACCUUGUGUUGCUAUUACAUAAUCUAAUAAAAAGACAACCGUUGUUA
Messenger RNA from Actinia tenebrosa (Australian red waratah sea anemone), 2200 nucleotides. RefSeq names its product charged multivesicular body protein 7. Gene Ontology annotation, biological process: late endosome to vacuole transport via multivesicular body sorting pathway; vesicle budding from membrane. The record is from RefSeq and is a predicted model, not a curated record. NCBI's taxonomy places the organism in Eukaryota, Metazoa, Cnidaria, Anthozoa, Actiniaria, Actiniidae. Gene Ontology annotation, cellular component: ESCRT III complex; multivesicular body; cytoplasmic side of plasma membrane.